This is a messenger RNA of Erinaceus europaeus (western European hedgehog), 2101 nucleotides long. RefSeq names its product serine incorporator 3 (gene SERINC3). Bases 114 to 1535 code for a protein of 473 amino acids. Lineage: Eukaryota; Metazoa; Chordata; Mammalia; Eulipotyphla; Erinaceidae. The transcript is spliced from 11 exons. The record is from RefSeq and is a predicted model, not a curated record. Gene Ontology annotation, cellular component: membrane.
ACCGCGCGUUUCCGGUCCGAGGAACUGUGUUUUCAGAGGAGACGCCUGACCGGCUAGAUAACAACAACGCGCUAGACGCCCCGGGAGCCGCCAGCUCCAGCAGCGCCAUCGCCAUGGGGGCUGUGCUGGGCGUUUUCUCCCUGGCCAGCUGGGUUCCAUGCCUUUGCAGUGGUGCAUCAUGUUUGUUGUGUAGUUGCUGUCCCAACACGAAAAAUUCCACUGUGACUCGCCUCAUCUAUGCUUUCAUUCUUCUCCUGGGCACUAUUAUCUCCUGUAUCAUGCGGACAGGAAGCCUGGACACUCAGCUGAAGAAGAUUCCUGGAUUCUGUGAUGGAGGAUUUAAAUUAAAGGCCACUGAUAAAAUGGCAGGUGGAGGCUGUGAUGUGCUGGUUGAUUAUAAAGCUGUGUAUCGGGUCAGCUUUGCCUUGGCCAUCUUUUUCCUUGUUUUCUCUCUACUCAUGAUUAAAGUAAAAACAAGUAAAGAUCCCAGAGCAUCAGUACAUAAUGGGUUUUGGUUCUUCAAAAUUGCUGCCAUUGUUGGUAUCAUGAUUGGCUCUUUCUACAUUCCCGGGGGCCAUUUCACCACUGCCUGGUUUAUUAUUGGUAUGGGUGGGGCUUUCCUCUUCAUCCUCAUUCAACUGGUGCUGUUGGUAGACUGUGCUCACUCUUGGAAUGAAUCCUGGGUAAAUAAUAUGGAAGAAGGAAACCCAAGGUGCUGGUAUGCCGCUUUGCUGUCUGCCACAAGCUUGUUAUAUACUCUGUCAAUCGUCUUUGUUGGACUAUUGUACGCAUAUUACACCAAAUCAGAUGGUUGCACAGAAAAUAAGUUCUUCAUCAGCUUUAAUCUUAUCCUUUGUGUUGUGGUUUCUGUUAUAUCAGUCCUUCCAAAAGUUCAGGAACAUCAGCCGCGUUCUGGCCUCUUGCAGUCUUCUGUCAUCACCUGCUACACCAUGUACCUCACCUGGUCAGCCAUGUCUAAUGAGCCUGAUCGUUCCUGCAACCCUGGUCUGUUGAGCAUCAUCACACACAUCACUGCACCAACUCUGGCUCCUGGAAAUUCAACUGCUCUAGUUCCUACUGUUCCACCACCAGCCAAGAGUGGGCAUUUCCUGGAUGCAGAGAAUUUCAUUAGCCUCAUAGUCUUUGUUAUUUGCCUUAUGUAUUCGAGCAUUCGUACUUCCACCAAUAGUCAAGUAAAUAAGCUGACCCUGUCAGGAAGUGACAGUGUGAUCCUCAAUGAUGCAAAUGCCAAUGGUGCCAGUGAUGAAGAAGAUGGACAGCCUCGGCGGGCUCUGGACAAUGAGAAAGAGGGAGUGCAGUACAGCUACUCUGCCUUCCACUUGAUGCUCUUCUUGGCAUCUUUGUAUAUCAUGAUGACCUUGACCAGCUGGUACAGCCCUGAUGCACAAUUCCAGACCAUGACCAGCAAGUGGCCAGCAGUGUGGGUCAAGAUCAGCUCCAGCUGGGUCUGCCUCCUCCUCUAUGUUUGGACCCUUGUGGCUCCACUCGUCCUCACCAACCGAGACUUCAACUAAAUUUCUGAGUGCCAAGGACACCACAGAAAUUCAUAAAGUUGGGGAGUAAACAAGAGACAUGUACAACCUAGCUCCAGCCAGCUGCAAGAAAUAGUGGGAUCAAUAAGAAGAAAUAUAUUGCAUGACUUUGAACUUCAGCUCUACCUACUCGACUAGCUAUGUGUCUUUGGGCAAACUGCUUAAUUUUCCUGUGCCUUCCUUUCCCACAAGGACAUAUCUACUUCAUUAAGAGUGUUUGAAGAUUCAGUGAGAUUGUGAAGCUUAUAGCAUCAUUGAUGCCCAGCAAGCAUUCAGGAAUUGUUAGCUAUUACAGGAUGCCUUCAAGCCAGUUUGGGAAGUACAUCAGGGCCUUGAGAAUGGAACAAAUUGCAUACUGUCUCCACCACUUUGUGCAUCUCUUUCUCACACUCUGGUGUCUUCUAACUGCACAUGGUUUUAGAGACAGCCAGCCUGACAUCUUCAGAAUGCACAGUGUGCUAGUGUGCGGCAGUGUGACCCACUGGGAGGGAGGCACAGCACUGCCUAAGCCAUUAUGUACCAUGAAUAAUAAAACCUCAGCAUCUUUA